CGACACUGACCUAAAUUCUGACUCAAGCUGAAGGAGCCUGUGUGUGAGGCCCACAUGGCCACCGCGGGCGGCACCAGGAAGACACCUCCAGUGUUUCAACGGAGUACCGUCCUCCAGGAGCCCCUCACACACAGUCUGAUGACCGGCACAGGCGGCUGCUAUAAAUGCUUGGGAACCGGCUCUCCGUAGCUCUCGAAAAUCACGCUCCUGUUGCAGUAGCCACCGGACCGUUUCCAGAUGGCCACCUCGGGCAGCUGCUGCUGCCGCUUGCUCAGAAAGGAAGAAGCAGUCUUUUCCCUGCAGCCACUGGCACAUCUCAAUAUUGCCGCCCUCGGCUGCUGCGUUGGAGACCUUCCAGGAGAGCUCGCAGCUCGCUGCCUUGACGGCGACCUGCAGGUUGGCCAGGCUGCCGCUGCGGGCCGUCAGGACUACGAGCUCUCGGCGCUUACUUCGUGUGAGGUUGUGAACUGCCUCCGGGAGGCUCCAGUGCCUGUUGAACGCGUGAUGGGGUACGGGCUGCGACAGCCGGAUAGCUACUUUUUCCCGAAACUGGCUCGCCAUGGCCUUAUUGAUUUCCUUGACGGUACAUACCACCUCGUUUGGAUCCAGGAAGCUAACAACACGCUCGACAAGGUCCGCCGUUAAAUUAUCCCAACUGUGACCUUUCUCAGGAUUCAUGUUUUCAAUCUAAAAAGGAAAAAGACAAGU
Volvox carteri f. nagariensis is the source of this 708-nucleotide messenger RNA. RefSeq lists its product as uncharacterized. The coding region runs from base 238 to 645 and encodes 135 amino acids. The record is from RefSeq and is a predicted model, not a curated record. The transcript has a single exon. Lineage: Eukaryota; Viridiplantae; Chlorophyta; Chlorophyceae; Chlamydomonadales; Volvocaceae.